Molecule: messenger RNA, 1490 nt
Organism: Linum trigynum
Lineage: Eukaryota; Viridiplantae; Streptophyta; Magnoliopsida; Malpighiales; Linaceae
Source: the annotation of a GenBank genome assembly
CAUAGCGUGCGGGAAGGCAACUAUGAAGUCCAAGACUCCAAGUCCGUAAUUAAGCUAAAAACAAAUCGAAAUGUUACAUAGAGAUCUCCGCUUAUCAAAACAAUUAGGUAGGCUUCUUAAACUAAUACAUACGUCGUUUUCAUCAUUAAAAGACAACAACCUUAGAGGACAGGACCACGUUGCAUAUGUAACAUGCGUUUAGUAAAUUGAUUGAAAAAUAACAGCCGCCCAUGUUGGAACCCAGCCGGCUAGACAAAGAAAGAUCGACUGAGCGGACCAGGACUAGCUAGCUAGAUGAUGACCGGCCCGGCCACCAAGCAUUUGUAGACCUCUUAUCUUAACAACCCACACAACCUGAUCAAGCUAUAAGUAAAUCAUCCAUCCCUCACUAAAAUUGCACCCUCUCUUGUCUUCACAGAUAUGGCAAUCCGCCUGAAAAUGGUUUUGUCGCUUCUCCUUUCAGCAGCAUUUCUGGUUUCAACCUGCCAUGGCUCUCUACUGCUACUGGAGCUGCCAAGCGAGAUCCACCCGCUAAGGCCGCGGUCGGGCUCCUCCGGCGACCAUGUCGCCGGCCUGUCCUGCCUGAGUUGGAGGCUUGGCGUGGAGACCAACAAUUUGAUUGGGUGGAAAACCAUCCCGCAGGAGUGUGAAGGGUAUAUGGGUAAUUACAUGUUGGGAGAACAGUACCGGAGCGACUCGAGAGUGGUGGCCGGUGAGGCUCUUGUCUACGCCGCCGGGCUCGACCUCGCCGGAGACGGCAAGGAUGUGUGGGUGUUUGACGUAGACGAGACUACGCUAUCCAAUUUGCCUUACUAUGCCAAGCAUGGAUUCGGGGCGGAGCCGUUCGAUCCAACUCCAUUCAACGAAUGGGUAUUGGAGGGGAAUGCAUUGGUGCUGCCAGAAUCCCUCACACUCUACCAGAAAAUAGUGUCAUUGGGGAUAAAGGUUGUGUUCCUAACUGGGAGAACUGAAGAUCAAAGAUCUGUUACAGAGACCAACCUCAAAAAUGCAGGCUACUACACUUGGGAAAAGCUCAUUCUCAAAACGUCGUCGUAUUCGGGGAGCACGGCGGUGAAGUACAAGUCGAGUGAAAGAGGGAAGUUGGAGAAGAAAGGGUUUAGGAUCGUAGGGAAUAUGGGAGAUCAGUGGAGUGAUCUGUUGGGCAACAGCACGGGCCUCCGUACCUUCAAACUCCCUGACCCAAUGUACUACAUUAGCUAGCUUAACGAAACCAAAUUGUAUGUUCUGUCAAAAUAUUAAUGGUGCUGGUGGUGGAAAAGAGUUUAAUUGAACCCGUUUGAUAAAAUUGGUGAUGUCCACUCAUGGGUACCAAAUUAAUAAGCUGUCUUCUGUGUUGUCGUUCAAUACGUAUGAUUCUGAUUAAUAAUCAUAAGGGAGAACCAUCUGUGAAAUUAAUUAAUCACAUGUACUGGUGUAUUAUAUAUUAUUACUAUGUCAUGAUGAUGUGAUAUUAAAGGGAUAAUAUUGUU